UGCUAUUGUACAUUGAUUUAUAAAGUUACUCAUUAUAUUAUUAGUUUUGUUGAUUGAGAGGCAAAAACGACAAUAUGACAGAAUCGGCACGGUCAGAAUCUUCGAGACAAUGUAUUUGCAUUGAGGAUAGCACGUCGUCUUCGUCUCCGCUCAAUAUAGAAUGCGUGUGUCCGAGAGACGAGCAUGAUAUUGUACUUCAUGAGGAGACGUGUGUGUUGUAUAAGAACGAAAAAUUAAUUUUCCCUCAUGAACCUGAAACAUGUGAAUGCGAGUCACCUUCCCUCGAAGACGGUAUCUGCAAAUGCUGCGCAUGCCCUGUCGAUCAGUGCAAGAAAUCGGAAAGGGAAACCUUUGAUCAAUGGCGUAGUAAUCGUGAUAUGGGCGCCAUGCCCGCCGUACUCGAGUCCACACACCCGCUCAUGCAGAAGUUUCAGGACACCUUGAAACGAUUUCUUGAGAAGGAGAAUGCUAUUGCUGAAGAGGAAAUUCUUAAUUUGCGCGACGAACUGAAAUUGAGCAAACAAGCGUACGAAAAAGAUCUAGAAGCUAUAUACCGCAGUGACCACGACACCAAUGCACAAAGGGUUCUGAUAGAAGAAUAUGAAGCCACAUUGGGACAGAGAACCAAAGAACGUGAAAAUGCUGAGCAGCGAGCGCGAGAGGCCAACGAGAGGUACAAGAAAGUUACUGAGAAGUUGGAACAAGAUAUUAUUUCUGAAAGAGAAGCAACAGAAGAAUUAGAAGCUCUCACCGCUCUAUGUCGACAACUGGAAGAAUGGCGCGAUGAAACCGAAUCGGACCUUACGGUCAGCCAGCGUAUAUCCGACAAGAUGAGGACAGAGAAGAGGACCCUGGCUGACGAGAAGCGGCAGUUGGACAUGAUUAUUUUGGGUUUAAGCAACGAAGUCUGGAAACUCGAGUCUAAACUGGAGUUAUUCCAGAAACAGCUCGAGAUAAAGAACAAUGAAAUGGAGAAAGUAAAUGAUAAGGUAACUGCGUACGCUGCAGAACUAGAGGACUUGGAACUGGAUAAACGUAGGCUAGUGAGCCUGUGGAACUCUGUGUUAGUUAACAUACAGCAACGGGACAAAGUGUACGACUCUGUAAGAGACGACUACAGAACUUUGCAAGAGAACUAUCGAACUUUGAUGAACAAACUCGAAGUGACGAAGAAAGUGAUGAUGGAAGAGAUGAAUAAGAGCAAAGAGAUAGCAAUGAACAAGGAGAAGCUUGGUUACGAGCUUGAACAUGCCACUAAACUAUUUGACAAUGAAGAUAUAAAGAGAGUUAAUUUCGAAACACAAAUCGCGGAGCUUCAAGAGGCCAUUGAAAUGACAGAGAGAGAUCAGGAAAUGAUAAAAUCAGAGACUCAGACAAUGCGAAACAUAUUGAAGAGUACAGAGAAGGACUACGAUCGCAAAAUGGAACACAAAUUGAAAUUAGAGAACGAGAUCCUGGGAAACCUGCAGGAGUGCCUGCUCAACGACAAAGCGGUCGAAUCCAUGGCCAAUGGGAUUAAGAAAAUGCGGGAGAUGUCUAGAAAACAGGAAAUAGCAUUAACAACUAUGGAGAACCAGCAUGCGAGCGUGAUGCUAGAUAUCGAGGUAUACCGGAAUCGGCAGGCGCAUAAUAACAAAAUUCUAGAAGAGAAUUUGGACAAAGUGAAAGCCAGAGAGAAGGAAAUCGACCAGUUGCAAGAAGAGUAUGACCAGAAGGCGCUCGUCAUGACCAGAAAGCAACGGGAGUUGGAUAUCAUCACCAAGAAGUAUCAGGCGCUCAAAGAGAUUUUCGAUCUGAAAUCACCUCAAGAACGACGAAUAGAAGAACUGGAGCAACAGAUAAAAGCUCUCCGGGAGCGUACGGAAAGCAUGCAGCACGAGUGGCUGCGGCUGCAGGGCCACGUGGUCAAGUUGACGUCGCAGCAUCACAAGAUCGUCGGCGACAUCAAUCUCAUAAACAAACAGAUACAAAUCUGUGAGCAGAAGACCAUGCGUAUUCAAGCCGAGUGUGAGAAUGUGUUGCAAGAGCGUGGUCGGGUAGAAAGAUCGCUGCGGACGUUGCGCGGGCAGCUGGAAGUAUUAGAACGCGCGCGUAAGGACGCUGGAGACCGCAACCGCGGCGCACAGCGUGGAAAUCAGGCGAUAACGCUCGAGUACGCCGCCAACCUCAAGGACGCGGAAUCCGAAAUAAUCCAAUUGGAAGAAGAUAUAGAAACAAUGGACAAAGAAAAAGUUAAUCUCACUCAAGAUCUGGAUCGCGUUCAAAGAGAGGCACUGAUUUGGCAGAGGAAGGGUAUAUUAGCCGUGGAUCUCAAAAAGAAUAUUCAGAAUGCUAAAUCAGCAGCAGGUGAAAUUGGUCAAAUGAAAAACGAAAUACAUAGAAUGGAGGUUCGUCGUGAACAGCUCAGACGAACAGGAGAAAAGUUGUCCGAGGACCUCGCGUUAUACGUAACCCGUAGAGAAACUGCAAUGGAGAAGACGAGAGCUGCGGCCGCUGUGGAGAAAGCCCACGGGACUGGCGGCGCCACGUCGCAGUCGACCUAUCGUCACAAACUGAGGCUCGCCAAAGCUGACGUAGCUAGGGUCACCAAGGACUUAGCAGAAGCCAAAGCGCACAUGGAGCAGCUACGGCAAGAGCAAGAGAGGCUGGAGCGAGAGGUGUCGGAGACGAGCGCCACCAACGCGCAGCUCGAGGAACACGUUGCGACGUUGCUGCGCGAGUGUCGCGACACCGAGCGACAAAAGCAAUGGCUGCUAGAACGUGUGGUCCGCAGCCAGCGACUAGGAAACGAGCUGGCGACUGCCAUAAGACGCCAGUCGGUCCGCGUAAAGAAGCCUAAAAGCGCAGUACUGGCAGAGUAUUCCCAGGCAUUGGCUCUUAAUGAACGCAUCAGGUAUAUAGUGGAGACUCUAGCUAAAGAGUACCCUCACAUGGCCGAGAAGUUGGAAGCUAUAUCCAACACCCUCAAUAUACGCAGUCCAAGCAACUCUCCCAGGUUGACAGAAGAUGGAGCCUGUGACCUUGAGGAUGAAUCGGAGUACGUCGCUGAGAAGCCGCUAUGUCCUUAGCUUAUUUUAGGUUAUUGAAGCUCGAGUAUCAAGGAUCCUAUUAGCUAGUUAUUUCCAUGGUGUUUGAUUGUGAUUGAGUCAAUAAAUAUAAUAAAAAAAAUAUGACCUGAGGAUAGUGCUCUCUGUGAAUAUAAACGAACAAGUGUCAAGUACUGAAGUACUUGCCACCAGUUUAUUUAUACCUAGGUAUAAACGAAGGAUGUGGCCUUUCAUCUGAGAUCUACGGAUCUGGUGGUCUACCAUGAAAUGAAAUUCCGAAAUUUCGGGCUCAAUUUCGUGUUUUUGUUCGUACCAAAAUCGACCCAGUAAAUAGAGCUUAAUAUUUCGUUUAUCAUAAAUCCUAUCCUAAUAGUCCAGAGGAAUGAUAUUUAAACAUUUUUAAUAAUUUUAAACAGCAUGUGUUAUGUAAUUUUAACAUCAAAUUUCUGUUUCGUUCGUCCUCGAAAUUUCGGAAAAUAUUUCAUGGUAGGC
Molecule: messenger RNA, 3539 nt
Organism: Galleria mellonella (greater wax moth)
Lineage: Eukaryota; Metazoa; Arthropoda; Insecta; Lepidoptera; Pyralidae
Gene: l(2)41Ab
Product: myosin-3
Exons: 19
Coding region: 75-3068 (997 amino acids)
Biological process (GO): axoneme assembly
Cellular component (GO): cytoplasm
Source: RefSeq, a predicted model, not a curated record